This is a messenger RNA of Kluyveromyces marxianus DMKU3-1042, 1710 nucleotides long. RefSeq names its product Phd1p (gene PHD1). The record is from RefSeq and is a predicted model, not a curated record. Gene Ontology annotation, molecular function: DNA-binding transcription factor activity; sequence-specific DNA binding. The transcript has a single exon. Gene Ontology annotation, biological process: positive regulation of transcription by RNA polymerase II. NCBI's taxonomy places the organism in Eukaryota, Fungi, Ascomycota, Saccharomycetes, Saccharomycetales, Saccharomycetaceae. Bases 1 to 1710 code for a protein of 569 amino acids. Gene Ontology annotation, cellular component: nucleus.
AUGAAUUAUUACGGAUACUGGGAUUAUCCGUACUAUGGGCAGGCCCAAGCUCAGGCCCAGGCCCAGGCACAAGCUCAGGCGCAAGCUCAAGGUCAGAUGCCGCCUCCAAUUGGGCAAGUACAACAGAUUCCUCAAGUUUCUCAAAUUGGGCAAGUCCCCUCAGCAUCACAAGUCCCUCAGAUUGGCGGUCAACCAAGUCACCACCAACCAGGCGACGACACUACUUCGGGAAUAUUACAACGCUUAAAUCCUCAAAACCAGCAGUACAGCAAUUACAGCCAGCCGCAACAACAAGGCCAACAACAAAGCCAACAGUCUCAACAAUCACAACAGGUUCAACAGGCUCAGCAACAGCAGCAGCAGCAGCAGCAGCAACAACAACAACAACAACAACAGUAUGAGAAGGGCUUACCCCAGCUACAGCCCAUGGCAAAUGGCACUCAGCAAGUCAUGUACUAUCCUUAUUCUGGUUACUCGUAUUACUAUCAACAACUAUCCCAGCAAAUGGGUCAACAAAUGCCACCACAGGACGAAGAGCCUGAACUGACUGGACAGACGCAGCAGCAGACGCAGCAGCAAGCGCAACAAUCACAGCAACAGCAACAACAACAACAACAACCAUUGGCUCCUCCGGUCAUUUCAACAGUGUCUCAACACUCUAAUGGUUACACUCAAUCGCCCAGCUCGCGUUACUAUCACUUGCCACAUACUUCCUCAUACCAAUACCCUCGCUUCCAACAAUAUGGCCUACCAUUGAUGCAGCAGCAAGCAAAUCAAAGUACAGCAGGAAUACCUACUUCUACCUCCCGCAACGGCUCAGCUACAUCCAUAGGCGGCGGCCAAUUCGGAAAUAAUAGUCCUAUGAGCUCAUUUGGUAGCUCUUCCCCCAACCCAAAGGACUUCCCAAUGAAGAGACGUAAGUCAGGAAAGAAGUCGAAUUUGACUCCAACACAACAAAAUCUUCCUACUUUCUCACAACAGGGCCAAAGAUCAAAGGUGACAACCACUAUGUGGGAAGAUGAAAACACCUUAUGCUACCAAGUUGAAGCCAAUGGUGUCACGGUAGUAAGAAGGGCUGAUAAUGAUAUGAUAAAUGGUACGAAAUUAUUAAAUGUUACUAGAAUGACAAGAGGUAGAAGAGAUGGUAUAUUAAAAGCUGAGAAGAUUAGACAUGUGGUGAAAAUUGGCUCUAUGCAUCUAAAGGGUGUAUGGAUACCAUUUGAAAGAGCACUAGUUAUGGCUCAAAGGGAGAAAAUAGUUGAUCUACUAUAUCCGUUAUUUGUUAGAGAUAUACAAUCGAUCAUUCAACAAGAGUCUAACGGUAAGUACCAGCAGCCUCAUCAACAUCACCAAACUCUAAUUUCAACUCCUCAGCAAAACUCUUUGCCUCAUAAUAAUGUCCAAAACACACCUUCUAGUCAUAUAAUGCCUAUUUCCCAAGCUGGUGUUGUUAUGCAGCAAGGGAGUUCUUAUGAUCAAAACCAACAUCUCUCAGGUUCUAAUGCUAAUAUUAAAGAAGUUCAGGAUGACAAUUCUCAUCAACAAUCUCUGCGACCAUCUCCAAAUGGACCAAAUCAUACUCAAAUGCACCACCAUCAUGGUAGUUCUCAAGUUACCAAUCAUGAUAUCAAUGGUUCUAGUAACAAUCAGUUGGACGGUUCCUCUGCUUCUGAGAAACCAAAUAACAUCGCUACUAGUAUGAAGGAUUAA